Messenger RNA from Carcharodon carcharias (great white shark), 3423 nucleotides. It is a transcript of the gene kcnt2a, whose product is annotated as potassium channel, subfamily T, member 2. The transcript is spliced from 28 exons. Bases 1 to 3423 code for a protein of 1140 amino acids. NCBI's taxonomy places the organism in Eukaryota, Metazoa, Chordata, Chondrichthyes, Lamniformes, Lamnidae. Gene Ontology annotation, cellular component: membrane. Gene Ontology annotation, molecular function: intracellular sodium-activated potassium channel activity. The record is from RefSeq and is a predicted model, not a curated record. Gene Ontology annotation, biological process: potassium ion transport.
AUGGUGGACCUGGAAAACGAAGUGCCUCCUCUUCCUCCAAGAUACAGAUUUCGUGAUUUGCUCCUUGGAGAUCAAGGUUGGCAGGCAGAUGACAGGGUACAAGUUGAAUUUUAUGUGAAUGAAAAUACAUUCAAAGAACGUCUCAAGCUGUUUUUCAUCAAAAACCAAAGGUCAAGCCUAAGAAUACGUCUGUUCAACUUUUCUCUCAAGCUCCUGAGCUGCUGCUUAUACAUUAUUCGUGUCUUACUUGAUGAUCCCAGAGAAAGAAAUGGAUGGUCUCCUUUAAUCUGGGUAGAUAGAAGUCUUCCCUUGUGGGGUUUACAGGUUACAGUGGCCUUGAUAAGUUUCUUUGAAACAAUGUUGCUGGCUUAUCUCAGCUAUAAGGGGAACAUUUGGGAACAAAUUCUACGAAUACCCUUCAUCCUGGAGAUGAUCAACACUGUGCCCUUUAUCAUCACAAUAUUUUGGUCUCCAUUAAGGAAUCUAUUCAUCCCAGUUUUUCUGAACUGCUGGUUAGCCAAGCAUGCCCUGGAGAAUAUGAUUAAUGAUCUUCACAGAGCUAUCCAGCGAACCCAAUCUGCUAUGUUCAAUCAGGUUCUUAUUCUUAUAUCCACUUUACUGUGCCUCAUUUUUACUUGCAUCUGUGGAAUACAACAUUUGGAAAGAGCAGGGAAUAAUUUGACCCUGUUUGACUCACUUUACUUCUGCAUUGUUACCUUCUCUACUGUGGGGUUUGGUGAUGUCACACCCCAGAUUUGGCCCUCCAAAUUAUUGGUAGUCAUCAUGAUCUGCGUUGCCCUCGUGGUGCUGCCUAUACAGUUUGAACAGCUGGCCUAUCUGUGGAUGGAGAGGCAGAAAUCAGGAGGAAACUAUAGUCGCCAUAGAGCUCAGACAGAGAAACACGUCGUUCUGUGUGUCACCUCUUUGAAGAUUGACCUGCUAAUGGAUUUUUUGAAUGAAUUCUACGCUCAUCCCAGGCUGCAGGAUUACUACGUGGUGAUCCUCUGUCCUACUGAAAUGGAUUUACAGGUUCGAAGAGUCUUGCAAAUUCCAAUGUGGGCACAAAGAGUAAUUUACCUACAGGGAUCAGCAUUGAAGGACCAAGACCUUUUAAGAGCCAAAAUGGAUGAUGCUGAAGCCUGUUUUAUCCUUAGCAGUCGAUAUGAAGUUGACAGGACAGCUGCUGAUCACCAAACUAUUCUGAGGGCCUGGGCUGUCAAAGACUUUGCACCAAAGUGUCCCCUCUACGUUCAGAUACUGAAACCUGAGAACAAGUUCCAUGUCAAAUUUGCAGAUCACGUUGUAUGUGAAGAGGAAUUCAAAUAUGCCAUGCUGGCCUUAAAUUGCAUCUGUCCAGCCACAUCAACACUGAUUACUCUGCUUGUUCAUACUUCCAGGGGACAGGAUGGCCACCAAUCCCAUGAGCAAUGGCAAAAGAUGUAUGGCAAGUGCUCAGGCAAUGAAGUCUAUCACAUUAAGAUGGAAGAAAGCACAUUCUUCACAGAGUAUGAGGGGAAGAGCUUUACUUACACUUCCUUUCAUGCACAUAAAAAGUACGGAGCCUGUCUGAUUGGUGUGAAGAGGGAAGAAAACAAAAAUAUUUUGCUUAAUCCAGGACCACAAUAUAUCAUGAGUUCCACAGACAUCUGUUUUUAUAUUAACAUUACCAAGGAAGAAAACUCAGCUUUUAUAAAGCAAAAUGAACAAAGCAUAAAUAGUAUAUCAAAUACUAUAUAUCAUGGAGCUUCCAGAUUACCUGUUCACAGCAUCAUUGCUAGUAUGGGCACAGUAGCCAUAGACCUACAAGAUACAAGAUGUAGACCUCCAACUGGUCCUACCUUGACCCUUCCUUCAGAUGGAGGUAAAGAAAGUAGAAGGCCCAGUAUUGCUCCUGUUUUAGAAGUAGCAGAUGUUUCAUCUAUUCAAGCCUGUGACCUUCUAAGUGACCACUCAGAGGAUGAAGCAAAUCAUUCUGAUGAGGAAGCAGCAUCAGUGCCUGAGUAUGUUAAAGGAUAUCCUCCAAACUCGCCUUAUAUUGGAAGCUCUCCAACUUUGUGCCACCUACUGCAGGAGAAAGUCCCAUUCUGCUGUCUCAGAUUAGAUAAGGGGUGCCAACAUAAUUGCUAUGAAGAUGCAAAAGCAUAUGGGUUCAGGAACAAACUUAUCAUUGUUUCUGCAGAAACAGCUGGAAAUGGAUUGUACAACUUUAUUGUUCCUCUUAGAGCUUACUACAGACCAAAGAAAGAGUUAAAUCCCAUAGUAUUACUUCUGGAUAAUCCGCCAGAUGUACAUUUUCUGGAAGCAAUCUGCUGGUUUCCAAUGGUUUACUACAUGGUUGGCUCUAUUGACAACCUAGAUGAUCUACUAAGGUGUGGAGUGACAUUUGCUGCCAAUAUGGUUGUGGUAGACAAAGAAAGUACCAUGAGUGCUGAAGAAGAUUACAUGGCGGAUGCCAAAACUAUAGUAAAUGUGCAAACGCUUUUUAGGCUAUUCUCCAGUCUCAGCAUUAUCACAGAAUUGACUCAUCCAGCCAAUAUGAGGUUCAUGCAGUUCAGAGCCAAAGACUGCUAUUCGCUGGCUUUGUCUAAACUUGAGAAGAAAGAACGUGAGAAAGGUUCCAAUCUGGCGUUCAUGUUCCGUCAACCAUUUGCUGCUGGGAGAGUCUUCAGCAUCAGCAUGCUAGAUACACUGUUGUACCAGUCAUUUGUGAAGGACUACAUGAUCUCAAUCGCAAGGCUGCUUUUAGGGCUGGAUACCACACCAGGUUCUGGAUUUCUCUGUGCAAUGAAGAUCACAGAGGACGAUCUGUGGAUCAGGACAUAUGGGCGGCUUUAUCAGAAGCUUUGCUCUUCAUCAGGAGACAUUCCCAUUGGUAUUUAUCGGACAGAGUCACAAAAACUGGCAACAUCAGAGUCUCAAGUAUCCAUUAGUGUCGAGGACUGGGAAGAUACGAAAGAUACCAAAGAGCACAUGAGUUAUUGCACCAAUCACUAUCAUCGGAACUCUACAUCCAGUGACCAAUCAGAUCAUCCUUUACUGAGGCGCAAAAGCAUGCAGUGGGCAAGGCGGCUUAGCAGAAAAGCACCAAAGCACUCCAGUAAAGUAACAGAAAGGAUAAGUCGUCAGCGCAUGACGUUGUGCAAAAGGUCAGAGAGACAAGAACUGGCUGAACUAGUAAAAACCCGAAUGAAGCAUCUAGGCCUUUCAACGACAGGUUAUGAUGAAAUGAACGAUCACCAGAACACUCUAUCAUAUAUUCUCAUCAAUCCUUCGCCAGAUAUAAGACUGGAACUAAAUGAUGUUGUCUACCUGAUCCGCCCUGAUCCGUUGGCUUAUGUCCCAAACAGUAAACCCAGUCUCAAGAUCAGUGUCUGUAACAAUAGUGGGGGUGGACAGGACACAAAGGAUGACACCCAGCUUUAA